Molecule: messenger RNA, 3951 nt
Organism: Polypterus senegalus (gray bichir)
Lineage: Eukaryota; Metazoa; Chordata; Cladistia; Polypteriformes; Polypteridae
Exons: 9
Coding region: 229-3642 (1137 amino acids)
Biological process (GO): meiotic chromosome segregation
Cellular component (GO): chromosome, centromeric region; nucleus
Source: RefSeq, a predicted model, not a curated record
AGUACAGUGUAUUGCUGAAUCUUUUGCAAAGAGAUGCUGCAAGGAUGUGCAUUAUUGUUAUGAUAUUAUUAUGUAGCAUAAACGCAAGUAAUUUUCCUGAAUUCUGUAACAGAACAUAAAUACUGACUGUAUUUUCAAUCUGCGGUCGAUGAAAAACGUCUGCUUUGUGACUGCCGAAUCAAUCGCUUUUGACCGUGCUACCUCCCCGUGGCUAUCUUUAGUGGUGGGAUGAGAGAGGAGAAGAAGAAAGCCAAGCAGACCAUAACGCUGGCGACAAAGAUUAAAAAGAGGAUAUUAAAAAGUUCAUCUCUUGCUAAGACAACCUUAAUAAACAACAAUAAAGAUUUGGCAAUGGCUCUUACUGCAGAAAAAGAAAAAUCUAGUUAUUUAGAGAGGGAAGCUGGCAGCAUGAUAAAUGAAAUAAAAGUGUUGCUUUUACAAAAUGCUGCACAUCGUCACAACACAAGUCAAUUGGUAUCUUUGUUGAAAGAACUGCAGGAGGAUAUUAAUAAUAAACUGGAAACUGCCAUUGGGAUUUUAUGUGAAAGUCCGACAUCAGACCUCUCUCAAAGAAGUUGUGUUCAAGCUCAUGAUGACAUUAACCAGGAAAGUAUGCGCCAUUCUGCUUACCAUGAAGUUGAAAGCCAAGAUUCUCCUGAUAUGCAAAAUGAUGAUCCCGUUUCUUCAGGCUUAAAGUUGUCCUUGGCAGUACUGCGUGGCCCAAAGAAUGAGCACGACAAAAAGGACAACCUAAAGAAAAGCAUACAUGUAGCACAGUAUAAAGAAACUGAUGACACAGGGAAUCCAAAUGUCAACCGAAGUGAACAAGAAAUUGCACCCAUCAAGCUGCCCGAAAUAACAGUUUUACCUCGUGUUUUCAGGGACGUUUCCGACAUGCAGAAGAUAAAGGAGAGGUUGCUUUUUGCUUCAAACAGAAGCACUAACUCUCCUAACAGUUACUGUCCGAGAGAGAUGAGUAGUUUGAGUCAUAACGAAUCCAGAGAAGAAAGCAUUCCUUCAAAAUCUUUACCUGUUCAAGGCGAAUUAGACAGCCCAACAACUAUGUGCUCCAUGUUAGAAAUAGAUGAGCAGCUCAUUCAAGAAACGGAUGGUGCCAAUGUGAAAAUUACAGUCGGUGAAGAAACUGAAAGGAUUAGUGCUGUAUCUAUUUCCACAAAGAAUAAAUAUGUAACAAAAGAAAGAAAGAGAAAGAUGAGAAAAGGGAUUAAAAAGACACAGGCCAUUCUGAGAAAAUCUAACAUAGAAUCCUCCGAAGUAAUUAGUCCCAAUAAACUGGAAAUCAUUUCAGAUUUUAGGAAUUUUAAAUAUGGAGAUAGUAAUUCAGCUUCUCUUUCCAAUGAUUGCAUAGAAAUAGAUGAAACAAGUACAGGGGUGUCUACAGAUAGUUUAGAUCGAAAAUAUGUCUUUCAAGCAGUGACACAUGGAGAUGGGCAAGGUGCAGAAAUCAAACCAAGCAGAAGGACAUUUAUAAUAUCACCUCACAUGGGGAACUGCAGUAGUCAAGAUAAAAAAUAUCUUGAAGAUUUGGAAGAAGGACAUACUUUAGCAGGUAAAAAGUCAUCCUAUGCCUGCUUAAAUGAAGAACUGGAAGAUAAAGCAUCUGCAGAUGGAGAGGGACUGUGUGAAAUGGAAAUUGCUAACAAUGUGGAAUAUGAAGGCAAUGAAUUAAAAAAAAAUUCUCAUGCAGUUACAGAUUCAUUUGCCAAAGGAUGUAAAAGCAAAAGAAAAACCUAUAUCAUUUUAGGCUCUGAAAAAGGAGAAAAGAGCUGUAGAAGAACCUAUGUAUUGCCCCCCAAAGGGACCAUGGCUAGUGAUGCAAAUAAGGAAGGAAAUUCUGACACUAAAACUGUUUCAAGUAGUUCACAAAAUGUGGAAAUCGCAUGCACUCUGGUUGAAGAGGACGCCAAACCUGAUGAACUACUACCACAAGAAGUUCAAGGUAUUGAAUUUCCAUUUGGUACAAAACGUAAAGACCCAAGAAGAACUUUUAUUAUUUCCAAAUUAGUUGAUGGCCCUAGAGAAGAAAAACAAACCCUACAUCCCUGUAAGGCAUCACAUAUUCCUAAACUGCGGAAGAAAAAUAACACUGGUAGAGUAAAAGAGCAAAGAGCUGAAGAACAAAACAUUAGAAAUGUUUCACGGGUGCUUCUACCAAAAGACUUUCAGGCUUCAUUGAGUGACCUUCAAGCAGUGGACAAUGAAGGUAAAGAGUUUUCUAUUAAUGAGGCUGAAAAGUGGGAAGACAGAAGUACAAUUUCAGAUCCACACAGCGCUCAGAACUGUGCAAUCACUGUCAAAGCAGGGAGUAUUUCAAACGCUGAAGUGAUGGGAACUGUUCAUCCAUCCUCGAUAUCUGAUUUUUGUAAGCACAGUUCUCAGAAUACACUCCCAGAGUGCUUUGAAUUUUCAGAAUUUCCUGUGGAUAACCAGCAAGACUGUGAUAAAUGGACAGAUCUGCAGCAAGAUGUAAUGUUGCAUCAAGAUAAUGCCAUUAGCAUAUUCAAACAGAAGAAUAGAAGUGUUUCCCGACGAAAAGUAACUUCAUGGGAUAAACGGAAAAGAAGAACCUUUACAAUUGAAUUGUCACCACCCAGGCUUAACACCUGUAACGAGGAAGAUUCCUCUAAAUCACAUGAUAAUGGUGAUAGUGCUGUGAAGAAUACAGGCAGAGGAACACAUGAGGCCAUUGAAGAGGAGCCUGAGGAGACUGGGAUCGAGUUCCCAUUUAUUAAGAGCAAUGAUGACAGUGCCGAAGGACUUUCAGUACAAUGGUCAAAAAGUAGGCAACGUUUAAGGAAAACCUUAAUAGAUAAAGCAGAUAUUCCACCACCAAUAGUAAGGUUCAGAAAACAAAAGUCACUUCGUGCAGUUAGAUUGAAGCCAUCUAGACAUUCUUCCUCAUCCUUGGGGGAUGAAGAAUGUGAAUAUCUUACAGUGAAAACCAAAACGCAUGAAGAAUCCUAUGAUGGUGCCAUAGAUCUGGAUAAUGACAAUGAAGGGGAAACUAUUUCAUCACCCCCUUGUAAUAAGAGAAAUUUUACAAAUGAAGGAAGAAAUUUGAAAAUCGCCCACGUGCAGUGUAAUGCUUCAAAGAUUGGCUCUAAAAGCUAUAACAAAAAAUCACUCGACAAUAAUGAUGGAAGAGAAACGGCUGUGAAUACUGAGCCAAAAGUGUCCACAGCUUCAAUGAUAGAGUCCAUUCAAAGGCUGCUUGAUAAGACCAUCUGCUCAAGUGAGGUGUCUUUACUUAACAAGGACACACCUGGACUUGAUUCUUCAGAGGCAAAAUUUAAAACAGAAGCAGAAGAAUUCCUUCUUAUAACAGAAAGGAACACCGAACAAAAUGCAGGUGGGAAUGUACUGCAGAGCUUGACAAACACUGCUGAAAAUCUGAGUGAGGAUUCUUUGAAUUCAAGAAAGCGUAGGAGAGCCGCAGCUGAGAUCAACUACAAGGAGCCAAGCAUGAACAACAAGUUGCGGCGAGGAGAUAAACACACAGACACACGUUUCUUACAGUCACCAGUCUUUAAAAAUAAAGAAGGAAAGACUAAACAGAAGAAAGUUAAACUUGACAUCAAAGCAACAAAGCAUGCUCCAGUGGAUCCUGAAAACAUACUUUGAAAGGUUUAUGAUUUUAUUGUCUGUUAAAGAUUUUAUUGUUCUAUGUAAAUUUCCAUACAAUAUUAACUUGAUAUUUAAAUUGUAUGGUUUUUGUUCUAGAAAUUAGUUUUAUGCAAAACUGUGGUGGUUGUGAGUAACCUGAAAUGGUGGAUAUGAAGUGUGGAGCUGGAUGGGGGUCUCGACGGAGGAUGAAUGUGUGCUGAUGUCUGGGAAGCAUGAUGGGAAUAGCCAGUGUUAAUGUUGUCUUUUGUUUAAAGCUGUUUGGCUGUAAUAAGUUAAAUGUUUUAUGCUAAUAAAGCACUGAAUUGA